AUGCCUGGCAUACCCUUAUUACUUCUACAGUAUCAACCGAUCAGUGGAAAACUGUUCAAGCUUCAGUAUCUUCUAAAAGUGCAAAGGAUGGUGCUAGCAUUGAAGAAAUUAAAUAAGCCAUCUCAGUAUUGUUACAAUUACCUAAUAGUGAUGUGA
Lathyrus sativus (Indian pea) is the source of this 156-nucleotide messenger RNA. Lineage: Eukaryota; Viridiplantae; Streptophyta; Magnoliopsida; Fabales; Fabaceae. The record is from the annotation of a GenBank genome assembly.